Desarmillaria tabescens is the source of this 1539-nucleotide messenger RNA. RefSeq lists its product as uncharacterized. The record is from RefSeq and is a predicted model, not a curated record. NCBI's taxonomy places the organism in Eukaryota, Fungi, Basidiomycota, Agaricomycetes, Agaricales, Physalacriaceae. The transcript has 9 exons. The coding region runs from base 81 to 1364 and encodes 427 amino acids. Gene Ontology annotation, molecular function: FAD binding; monooxygenase activity.
CCGAGCGUCGGGUCCUUUUUGAGUACAUAAAGUGAUGAACUUCAUUUCGUUCUUCCUCAUUGCAACUAGCAGCACAGCCAAUGUCUGAUUCUUUAGUCGUGGAUUCUACACUCGAUAAUGAGGCAACCGCCCCAUACCGAUUGAAUAUUAUUAUCAUCGGAGCAGGAAUUUCUGGUCUCUGUGCUGCACUCUGUUUGUCCAGAGCCGGUCAUACUGUCACGGUACUGGAAGGUAGAACCGAUCUUCAAGAAAUUGGUGCAGGGAUUCAAGUUGGACCUAACACGUCGCGCCUUCUCAUUCGGUGGGGUCUCAAACCAUCCUUGGAAAAGGCUGGAGUCUUACCUGCGUUUAUGUCCUUUUUUCGAUUUGACAAUGGCGAGCAGCUGGCUUACUUUCCUUAUCAAGAAUAUGGCAGUCCAUGUUAUAAUGUACACAGACGAGACCUGGUCGACAUACUUCACUGUGCUGCCGCCCCUCUCACAACCCUUCGCUUCAAUACCAAAGUUGCGUCUAUCGACCCCGACACAACUUCCGUUACCCUAAACACGGGCGAGGUCAUCGAAGCAGACAUGAUCAUCGGUGCUGACGGCGUUAAUAGUCUAACGCGAAACGUAGUAGUGGGCUCGCCUACGCCUGCUGUACGAAGCGGAGACGCAGCGUUCCGGGCUAUCGUUGACGCGAAGAAGAUGAUGCUAGACCCAGACCUUCGUCCUUUCGUGGAAAAGCCACAACUCAAUGUCUGGCUAGGACCCGACCGCCACCUAGUUCUGUAUCCUAUAGGCAUGGAUGACUACAACCUUGUUCUGUUGCAUCCGGACGAGACGGAGGACGUAGCCGUUCCAUGGACUCGACAAGGAGAUAUCGAAAAGAUGAAGAAAGAGUUUUCUGGUUGGGAACCUCGGGUCGGCAAACUACUGAACCUCAUACCAUCUGGUAUUGUGGGAUCGCUCAAAGUUCUCCAGUCCCCACUCAAGUCCUGGGUGCACAAGGAUGGGCGUAUUGCUCUUAUUGGAGAUGCCUGUCAUCCGAUGCUCCCGUACCGAGCUCAAGCAGCGUCUAUGGCCAUCGAAGACGCUGCAGUCCUCGGCAACUUAUUCGCCCGCCUCACGAGCAAGGAUCAGAUACCCGCCCUCUUGGAAGCAUAUCAAUACCUCCGGGCUCCUCGUGCAAUGGCCACAGCUGAUGGUUGUUGGCAGGAUAAGAAUACUUUACAUCUCCCUGACGGGCCUGAACAACAUGCGAGGGAUGAAGCGCUGAAGGUCACUAUGGCCGGAAAGCGUAGCAGCAUCGUCCAGGACAACAAUGUGCAGUAUGAAUAUGAUGUCGAUACGAUGGUGGAUGACUGGUGGAAAGCGCGCGGCUGAUAGAGGCCAAAACUUAAAUAAUAGACAUCCCGAUGUGUUUUGAACCACGUCCAGAACUAUUUCAACGAAACAGGUGCCUCUUGUUGAACCACACAUUUUCUAGACAUAUAGUUAUACACCAGGGAAACUUUGAAGAUACAGUCUCGCACUGUAGUGUUAUACGCAAGUGACACUA